AUGCGCAUAGAUUCGAUGUGGCGCUUCUUUUAGAAACCCAUUCGCUGGCGGUGUGUGUGUGUGUGUGUGGCUAGGCUGGGGCUCCUGGGAGCGUUGGACGACGUCCAGUGAGCAAUGACGACGACCAUGGCGGUCACGGGGAUCGCGGACACGCGGCGGAGAGUGAAGGUGUACAGCUUCAACGAGAAGAUGCAGUGGGAAGACAUGGGGACGGGCCACGUGUCCGUCAACUACGUGGAGCGACUCCAGUCACUUAUCAUCACCGUCCGCUCCGAGGACGACAGCUCUCUACUGCUGGAGUCCAAAGUCCUCCGUCACAGAGUCUACCAAAAACAGGAGGAGACCCUCAUCGUUUGGACGGAAAACGACAACACGGACCUGGCCCUCAGCUUCCAGGAAAAGACUGGCUGCAACGACCUCUGGGCUCAGAUCUGUGACGUGAGAUACACCCGACAAUUCUAUGCACUCAGAAAGAAAAAAUUAUUUGCGUGAAAGAGAAAGCAGAAUGUUACACCGCAGAAAGAGGGUGUGUGAUAGUCGUAAGGGUGUUUCCUGGUAAGUGUGGGAAAAGCCUGAUUUACACGAAGGGAAUGGUUUCAUUGAUGUGGAAAUAUCCCUGGCCUGUCUCCAAUUCCUGAUCUGGUGUAUGUAUUGAUGUCAUCACCUCAGUCUCAUGAAGACACUCCCUUUCCUUCCCUCUUUCACCGCUCUUUCCUUACCAUUUCUGUCUCCCCCUCUCUUCUCUCUUCCCCUUCUCCCCCGCACCCCCUCCUUACUUCCUCCUCACUCUUCUCACUCUCCCUCUUCCCCACUCCCUCCCUCACCAGAUCCAAGGCACCAAUCCCUCGGCCUCGGUCACCCAGGAAGCCGAGGACGGUGACACCUCAGACACACACCUGGACGAAAGCUGCAUCAUUGAACUCCCUCUCUGCGAGCUCGGCAAACUGGAAGAGAUCUUCGACCUGGUCACGACGGCCAUCCCCUCCCCCAUGCACCGAGAGAGCCUAGUCCAGGCCAUGGAGAGAGAAAACUACAUCCCGAAACUCCUCGAACUCUUCCACAUCUGCGAAGACUUGGAGAACACCACGGGUCUCCACCACCUCUAUAACAUAUUCCGCACGCUGUUCCUCAUAAACAAAGCGGCGCUGCUCAACAUCAUGUUUCAGGAGGAGCACAUUGUGUCUGUGGUGGGUUGUCUGGAGUACAACCCCGGCAAGCCCCAGUCUGUGCGACACCGGGAGUACCUGGCCCAGGUAGCCAGACACAGAGAGGUCAUCCCUUUCAACAACCCCCAGCUACUCAACAAGAUCCACCAGACGUAUCAGGUGAUGUACAUUCAGGAGGUCAUCCUACCGACCCCCUCCCUCUUCGAAGAGAACAUGAUGUCCGCCCUCAACUCUUUCGUUAUGUUCAACAAGGCAGAUAUCAUUAACACCAUACAGGAUGACGGCAGAUUCUUGAGGGAGCUGUUCACAAUGCUACAAGAUGAGGCCACUCCGGAGGAGAAGUAUAGAGAACUGACUCACCUGCUACGUGAGAUAUGUACGUUCAGUCAAGCCCUAGAGGUGGGGGACAGAACUCAGUGCUUCAAGAUCCUCUCCGACUAUGGCUUCAUGUCUGCCGUGGAGGGAAUGCUGGCGUAUGAGGAUAAAGAUGUGGUGGGAACUGCAGUUGAUAUCCUCAUGUCCAUCGCUGACUUCCACUGUUCCAUUCUCAGGGACCACAUCCUGCAGGAUGGCGAGAGCCAAAGCGAGGACAAUCAGUUUAUGAACCUACUGAUCAAUCUGCUAGUGGAUGGGGAAUACACUGAUCUGGAGGUGCAGGUGGUAGGACUGAUAAAGAUUAUCAUUGACCCCGAGGCCAUCAUGGCUGAAUCCACUGCUCAAACAGUGGAGAAGAGCCUGUUUUUGAACUACUUCUACAAGCACUGCAUGCAUCGGCUGAUGGCACCGCUCAUGGCCCAGACUGCAGGGACCAAGAUCAGCAGGGACUCGUCUCAGAAUUCAGCUCUGCUCUCCCACAUUCUGGACAUACUCUCCCUGUGUGUUGCAAGACACACCUACCUUAUUAGGAAUUACAUCAUCGACAAGAAUGCCCUCUCAAGGGUUCUCGUCCUCAUGACCUCCUCUCAUGCACACCUUGCACUUGCCGCUCUGAGAUUCUGUCGGAAGAUUGUGGGUCUGAAAGACGAGUUCUACAAUCGCUACAUAGUCAGAGACAAUCUCCUUGCCCCCAUUAUUAAGGCCUUUAUUGCCAACGGACGGCGGUACAACCUCCUCAACUCUGCUAUCAUUGAACUCUUUGAAUACCUCAGAGUGGAGAACGUCAAGUCUCUGGUGAGCUAUGUGGUAGAGAACUUUUGGUCCACUCUGGAACACAUUGAGUACGUGGACACAUUCAAGGCACUGAGGCUGAAACACGAGCAGGAGAUGGAUAGACGGGACAACAAGGACUCUGCCCCUGCAGUCCCUGGUAUUCUGCAUGGAGGAGGUGAGGUGAUGACUCGUUACCGUAGGGACCCCCGGCAAAUGGGUGAGGACGAGGAGGCGUGGUUUGACGAAGAAGAGGAAGAGGUAACGGCCAUCUACACGGAUCCUUUCACCUCCUCCCCCACUCCCCCUCUCCACUCCCUCCCUGUUCCCACCUCCUCCACCUCUCCCCCAAGCACCACUAGCACAACCUCCACCACCUCCACCUCCUCAUCUCCUCACAGCCCUCCCACAAUCCGCUUGGAUGCCACACUUACAUCAAUCCCACCUUCCUCCACCUCCUCCUCUUCUCCUUCCAAGCCUAUCCCGGCUCCCUCCCCCUUCACACAAGUCUCCUACAGCCCACGACCACCUGCAGCUCUAAAUAGAGCACCCCAGUCUGAGUCAUCCUCCAUCAAGACCCCUAUUGUUACACAGGCUUUGAAGAGUCUGGUGGAUUAUGAUGAAGAUAGCGACGAGGAAGAAAAGUCGGAAGACCAGGUGGAGAGUCCGGCAAAACGAAAGAAACUCGAUGAUACAUAGCUCCGUAUUUUGUAUUAGCCCAUUAUUUUGACCUAUAUACUGUUCUGUGCUCCUUCAAAUGGCAGCUUUAUUGUCAUGUGUCAUGUGCUAAUGAAGCAUAAAAAUCUGUUAUAAUGAAAAAU
Messenger RNA from Geodia barretti, 3133 nucleotides. The record is from the annotation of a GenBank genome assembly. Lineage: Eukaryota; Metazoa; Porifera; Demospongiae; Tetractinellida; Geodiidae.